AUGGUUAGCGAUACCCAGAAACUCAAGAUCAUCCAAGAGUUCUCGAUACCGGAAAAUCUCAAGGACGACUUAGCCUACUGCCAGCGAUCGUUGCGGGACUGCGUGAAAGUGCAUCAGUAUUUCGCUAAAAAAUGCAAGGGCGCAUCGACGACACAGGUAGGCAUUAUUGAGCAAUGUGGCGAGCGAAUGUAUAAAAAGAAACGCCCAAAUACUAAUGCGCGGUCUAUGCUUAGCAGGCAGCUGAAGGCGUAUCUGCUCGAGCUGGAGGCCGAAAUGCAGGCGAUCGCGAAAGAUCAGAACGAAUUGGUGCAGGAACUAGCGGCACACCUGAAACGGUUCCAGCAAAAAACGGCGAGCGAAAAACGCAUCGUACUAGGCGAUGACCUUGCGGAGGGUUACGUUGCUUGGGUUUUAUCGAAUCACUGUGAACUGCACUGUGCAUUGGUAUCGUACGUACCGCAUACUGUAUCGGAGCGUUUGACGGAAAGCCAGCUGUACCAGAAAUAUCGCUUGGAGCCAAUUCUCAAGAAUCAGAGAGAUUCUAUCCACCCCGGUAAGGUUGCGAGUCGAGAUACACGGCUGCGUAAGCGACCGGUUUUGCAAACGUCACUGCUAAAGCCAAAAGAAGAACGUGAGCUGCUUUUCACUCCUCAAGCAAAGCGAAAUCCUUCCCCGACGCCUCCGAGUACGCCUCCAACUCCGCCGCCUUUCCAAUCACUGCCUGGGGCUAUGAGGACAGCAACGUCCGCGGUGGCCACAAAACGGAAAGGUGCGCCUGAGCAGCUGUCAGUGCCAGCGAAAAAGCUUCGCCCAAGAUCGGCCACAUCAGUUGCUGUGAAGCAAGAACCCAAAUUGAAGGAGGAACCGAUAGAUCACGAAACAGCCUUCGAUUCGGAAGAUCGCCCGGCGAUGAUCGCGAUCAGAGAGUCGGCGGCCGUAAAGCGCGGUCGAAAUAAUUUGUUGCAGGCGCUGAAGAAAGUGAAAAGCGUCCACAAGACGUUUGCAAACAAACUCCAGACUAGUCCGCCCUCUUCGACAGCCAAGUCCGGUCGAAACAAGCGCGCGGGGUCGGUGAACACAAGCGAGCAUUGCAGUCCUUCGAUAUCAUCAUCGGACUCUUCGAACUCGCGAUCAUCGACGCCUGGAAACAGCGGUGUGGGAACUCGGAAGCCCACUGAAAAUUGUACGUUUGAUGAAUCUUCAAAUGAAAGACUUGCGCCUCUCGAGGAAUCACCUGCCAUCUUCCAGCCUACGAAUAUACAUGAAUUGGAGCAGUACGGCUUCCUCAAACUGUUCGGGCUGUUUACGAUCGAGGACAGCGAUCUGCUGAAGGGGCGCAAAAAUGAGCGCAAACGUCGUAGCUGUUGCAGCACGGAGCGCAAAGAUUUCCACUACGGUCGGUUCGAUUUCUUCGAGCAGCAGUUUUACAAUGUGCAGAAACGCAGGCACAACGCGAACAAGCGGCUGCUCUAUACUGCGACUUCCGUCGAAAAAUCGAUCAAAAAAUGUAAACCUUGGUCCAAUGGGGUUUUCCCACCGCCUUCUACCGUGCCAAAGCAGGAUGCUGCGGAUAUCAAACCGUCCGUCCAACCCGACUCAUCGGUUUCAGUCAAGGUGGAAACGAUCUUGCUUCAAGAGCCCGAGAACAAAGUUUGCUUCGUCUGUAAGAAACUCGAAUCCUCCGAUGCCCUAACGGCAUGUAUAGACUGUUGUAAUAUGUACCACUUGAGCUGCCACGUGAACGAGCACGAGAUCAAAAAAGAGGCUGACGAAAAGCCAGAAUCCAGCAACUCCGGCGACGAUUGCGUUAGUAGCAGCGAUGUCAAUGGCAAUCGCUCUACACUCCGGACAUCGCCGCAGCGUGGGACCCUGUGCCCCUCGUGCUGGGACUUAGCCAAAAUUAGCAAAAAAUGAUUGUAAAUGUGGGUUAGUUUAGGUUCUCUUUGAUUAGUUGAAAUUGAGUUUCGUGUAUAAUCCCGACACCGUACAGUUAAGGCAGAAGAAAAAUAUCUCUCCUAUAGAUAGCGAAAUACAAACAACAUGCAGAGGUUCGCGGGCCACAUUCGGCUCCAACCUCUCCCGGUUUGGCCAACUUAAGUGCAAUUAAUAUGUACAAUUAUUAAACGGUUUCAU
This is a messenger RNA of Anopheles nili, 2133 nucleotides long. RefSeq lists its product as uncharacterized. Lineage: Eukaryota; Metazoa; Arthropoda; Insecta; Diptera; Culicidae. The record is from RefSeq and is a predicted model, not a curated record.